This is a messenger RNA of Cloeon dipterum, 1824 nucleotides long. RefSeq names its product Spaetzle domain-containing protein 3 (gene spz3). Gene Ontology annotation, molecular function: growth factor activity; Toll binding. NCBI's taxonomy places the organism in Eukaryota, Metazoa, Arthropoda, Insecta, Ephemeroptera, Baetidae. The transcript has 5 exons. Gene Ontology annotation, cellular component: extracellular region. The record is from RefSeq and is a predicted model, not a curated record. Gene Ontology annotation, biological process: central nervous system formation; innate immune response. Bases 90 to 1382 code for a protein of 430 amino acids.
CUGCCUGCUGCUACUCGUCUGGCAGGCGUGCAGGUGAUCGCACCUGAUCGCUCCUCAGCAUCCGCGCGCGCGGCCACCACAGGCCCCCGAUGUCGCUCGUUAACUUCAGCCUGCCCUUCGGGGCCGCCCCGCCGGCCUACGCGGCUGCCGCCUCCGAGCCCUUCUUCAACCUGCAGCCACCCCCGGCCGCGCGGCCCACCCCCGCCGAGAUCAACGCCCUGUACCAGCACGCGAACUUGCGACCCCCGCGCCGUUCUCAGCCGCAGCAGCAGGGCCCGUAUCUGCCCCCGAAACGCAGCCGGCAGCCACAGCCACAGCCGCAGCAGCCCCCUGCCCCCAAGUCGAGCGGCUCGUCUGCGGGGCGAAGGGCAAAACCGGCCCCGCCGCGCUCCCCGCCGCAGUUCACGCAGGUCAAGGCUAGCGGUGGCGGCAGCAGCAGCAGCAGCGGGGGUGGAAAGCCGACGCACACCAUCCACGCGGUCAUCGACUACGACGACUACGAUGAGGUGCUCACCUCCGACCUGCCAAACCACGGCAAUGGCGUCACCCCCAUCGAAGGGCCGAUUUCGCUCAAGAACGGCAGCGUCCCCGUCGUGCCACUCUACUCCUACCCUCUACUCAGAAACGGCUCCUUCGUUCAAAUCCCGAUUAUGUGGACGGCUCUGUCGUUAGCAUUGGGCCUCGAGAUCCGCGGCGAGAUUAUCCGAGGAGUGCCCUGCAUCAAAAGAUACCACCAGCUCUUCUGUCCCUCAGCAGGCAACAGCUAUCCAAUUGAUCGCAUCGAACGGUUCAUAGACGAAAACAAGGCGCUAAUGAAACGAAUGUACGGCGAGUUCUUGACGACGCCAGACUUCGGGCCACCAUCGCAAAGUGGUCCAGGGCAAGAGGUCUUCAAAUCCAAGGGGCGCACGAAAAGACAAUCGCAAGGGAACAGUGGUGCAGGAGGACUACCACCACCCUCUCCAGGCGAUUCGUACUUCGCCGCGCAGGCGCGGCAGUCGAGACAGUCAUCGGCCUCCUCAUCAGCCUCCUCGGGACCGAACGGACCUGGACCUUUCAGGACAAACCAGUCCAGCGAAAGUGGAAGGUUGGACUCCUGCGAGUCAAAGGUGGAGAUCGUGACUCCGUACUGGGCUUCCAACAGUGCCGGCAAAAUCAGAGCCAUAGUCAACACCCAGCAUUUUGAGCAGGCCAUUCACCAAGAAGUGUGCUCGAAAGUGCAAACGAAACGCUGCUCCGGCGAUUGCGGGUGUGAGCAGAAGUACAAAUGGCACCGUCUGCUGGCUUACGACCCCGACAACGACUGCAAGGGCAUCUUCAUGGACUGGUUCCUGUUUCCCUCGUGCUGCGUCUGCCGGUGUGCACCUCUCGACGGAAAAUAACGAUGAUUUGAAAUGGGAAAAUCAAAGAACAGAGAGCUGGACUGUUCUGAAUCAGAAACAAAGUGCGUAAAGAGACUGGCAAGAGAAAAAUAACUGUUUUUUGUGAAAAUAUGAUUUUGACUCGGAGAACAAGUGAAACAAACGAGUGUGCCUGAUUCGGGUCAUAAGGUGAAUGAGAUUUAACGCUUCGAUGCCGCCGAUUUGUACAUAUUUAUUUUAAAUAAGGGUAUAGUGUAAGAUAUAAACGAGCUUAAUUGUACCUUAGAAUAGCUGCGAGAAAUUUGUUACACACGAUAUGCGUUUUUGAAAGUGCCUGGAGACUUUUAGAAUGCACGAUUUCUCGGCGGGCCAACUCUUAGAUUUUUGCCGCAAACCUUGUUGGAUGAAUAUUGAUUGUAAAAAGGACAAAAAUGAAGAUGAAUACUUUGAAAAAACGUAUAAA